AUGUACACGAUUACCAAGGGGCCCAGCAAGCUCGUGGCGCAGCGCCGCACGGGAACCCCGAGCAGUUUGCAGUCGCCCAGCGAUGGGGGACCUGAGCGCAGGAAGGCGAGCCGGCCGCCCGGGGACCUCGAGGGCCUGGCGGAGCGGCACCCCGGAGCCCCGCUCCCGCCUCUCGCUGUAGGUGCGCCCGCUCCCUCCACGGCCCCUGCGUCCCAGCCUUGCUGUGCUGGCUCCUUCCGGCCCCGGCUGGCCGGGGAGGGUCUGCAGCCUCCUGGACGUCGUGUGCCCAGCACCCGGGGCCAUCUCCUCACGUGGAGCUCCCUGAGCGUCCCCGUCCCCCCACCUUGUCUCAGGCCACCCCGCUCAGGGCCUCCCUGCCCCGGCAUUCAGGAUGCUGUUUGGCGCUCGUCCCCCCCAGGGCCCAGGCUGGUGUUCAAUCGGGUGAAUGGCCGGCGGCCCCCUGCCACGUCCCCGUCCCUCGAAGGGGCCCAGGAGACCUACACACUGGCCCACGAGGAAAACGUCCGCUUUGUGUCCGAAGCCUGGCAGCAGGUGGAACAGCAGCUGGAUGGUGGCCCAGCCGGUGAGAGGGGACCGAGGCCGGUGCAGUACCAGGAGAGGACUCCCAACCCCCGGCUACAGAACUUCGUGCCCAUUGACCUGGACGAGUGGUGGGCGCAGCAGUUCCUGGCUAGAAUCACCAACUGCUCCUAG
Molecule: messenger RNA, 714 nt
Organism: Orycteropus afer afer
Lineage: Eukaryota; Metazoa; Chordata; Mammalia; Tubulidentata; Orycteropodidae
Source: RefSeq, a predicted model, not a curated record